Molecule: messenger RNA, 919 nt
Organism: Colletotrichum navitas
Lineage: Eukaryota; Fungi; Ascomycota; Sordariomycetes; Glomerellales; Glomerellaceae
Exons: 2
Coding region: 311-919 (202 amino acids)
Source: RefSeq, a predicted model, not a curated record
GUGCCAGUGUCCUCGCAUUUUCUACCCACAGCGCCAGGAUGGUUUACCGGCAGGUUGCUGUCCUCUCGAAAGCCGGAUGAAACAGAAUGUCAUCAGUCUAGGCCCAGUCGCACCUUGCCCGAUUCGUAGAAACCAAACUUUCUUCCGAUGCCUUCUCGGACAAUGUACAUUGUAAAUUGCUCUCCGCAACAGAGACAAGGUCAACCCAGUCAACAAUCGCAUUUCUCCACCACAUGCGCGGCGGGAAGUUAAGUGUUCCCAGUUGCCAGGAAUACAACCCACAUGAUACUCCUCCACUCACAAAGCUAGAAUGGGCCAUCUCGGACGCCGCGAUUACGUAGUGAUCCGCCGGAUCGUGGGUCAAUUUCCAACGUCGCCUCAAGUCGCCAGUUACGUCGUCCCCAGCCGGCCAGAAUCGCGUGUAGGAAAGCCAAGAGCCGGGGAAGCCAACCGCAUCAGUCCACGAUGUCAACAAUCCAUGCGCGAGCCCGGCCCGAGUCAGGGUGCAGAGCGGUUAGCUGAGCGCGUGCGUCCAUCGAUCCUCCCCCACGUCCCCAGUACUAGCAACGCCGCCCCGGCCGCGAGCGGUGUAUGGGCCGUAUUCGCCAGACCAGAAGACGGAGUGGCCACCUGUCAGCGCUCGAACCGGAGAAGUCGCCCGCAAGAGCCUCCAGGGCCUCAACGUCGAGACCGAGGCGUCCGAGUCUGGGAAGCUCUCGAGACAACAUUUGAACCCAUCCCUCGUCACCGAGGGGCAGAGACGACACGAAACAGAGCACGUGCCGACCGUUCGUCCGUCUGCCAGCUAAGGCCCCGCCCCCCUCCCUUGCCCGAAGAGAUCCUCGCCGAGAACCAGUUCGCAGUCAAAGCUCCCAGACGAAACCCCUCCUUGCCCGCCUGUCGCCUUUGUCAAUACUAG